AUGCCUCAACUCAAGCAAAUUCACGCUCAAACGCUACGCACAGUUGACACCAACCACCCACAAGCUCUUUUUCUCUAUACAAGAAUUCUUCUUUACUCCUCUCUGGCUGAUCUCAACUACGCCACUCUUGUGUUUCACCACUUUUCGCACCCCAAUUCCUUCAUGUGGAACACUCUCAUUAGAGCCUACGCGCGAAGCACCAACACCAACUACAAACACAAGGCCAUGGAGCUUUACAAAGCAAUGGUCAUGGUGGAAGAGAAAAACGCAGUUCCCGAUAACCAUACGUUCCCUUUUGUUCUAAAGGCUUGCGCUUACACGUUUUCUCUUUGGGAGGGGAAACAGGUGCAUGCCCACGCUUUGAAACGUGGGUUUGAGUUAGAUACACACGUUUGUAACAGUUUGAUUCAUUUUUAUGCGACAUGUGGCUGCUUAGACUUGGCAGAGAAGAUAUUCUAUAAGAUGAAUGAGAGAAACGAGGUUUCGUGGAAUAUCAUGAUUGAUUCUUACGCAAAGGGUGGAAAGUUUGACACUGCUUUGAAAACGUUUGGAGAGAUGCAGAAAGAGCAUGACCCUGAUGGGUAUACGAUGCAGAGUGUUUUUAGUGCUUGUGCUGGUUUGGGUUCUUUGUCUUUGGGUUUGUGGGCACAUGCUUAUAUUUUGAAAAAGUGUGACAAGAAUAUUGUGGAUGAUGUUUUGGUCAACACUUGUUUGGUGGAUAUGUAUUGCAAAUGUGGGGAGUUGGAAAUUGCAAAGCAAGUUUUUGAAAGCAUGCCUGCAAGAGAUGUAAAUUCAUGGAAUUCAAUUAUCAUGGGUUUUGCAAUGCAUGGUAAGGCUGAGGCUGCGCUGGACUAUUAUGUCAGAAUGGUGAAGGCAGAGAAAAUUGUUCCCAAUUCAAUCACUUUUGUUGGUGUUUUAUGUGCAUGUAACCAUAGAGGCAUGGUUGAUGAGGGUAUUGUGCAUUUUGACUUGAUGACUAAGGAGUACAAUGUGGAACCAAGAUUGGAGCAUUAUGGUUGUCUUGUUGACCUUUUUGCUCGAGCAGGGCGCAUCGAUGAGGCCCUAAACAUGGUCUCAGAAAUGCCAAUCAAACCAGAUGCUGUGAUUUGGAGGAGUCUUUUGGAUGCUUGUUGCAAGCACCAUGCAAGUGUUGAGCUAAGCGAAGAAAUGGUAAAGCAAGUCUUUGAGUCAGAGGGGAGUGAGUGUAGUGGUGUUUAUGUGCUUCUGUCAAAAGUAUAUGCUUCUGCUUGUAGGUGGAAUGAUGUAGGGUUGCUUAGAAAACUAAUGAGUGAUAAGGGUGUGACUAAAGAGCCUGGUUGCAGUCUAAUAGAGAUAGAUGGAGAGGUUCAUGAAUUUUUCUCUGGGGACACCACUCAUCCACAAAGUGAAAAUAUAUACAAGUUUGUGAAUGAAAUUGAGGAGAAGUUACAAUCCAUAGGGUAUUUACCCGACUACUCAGGGGCAACUAUGGUUGAUGAGGCUAAUGAUGGAAAACAGAAUACUCUAAGAUUGCAUAGUGAGAGACUUGCCAUAGCAUUUGGGAUCUUGAACUCAAGGCCAGGCGUGCCAAUCAGAGUGUUUAAAAAUAUUAGGGUGUGCAAUGAUUGCCACAGGGUUUCUAAGUUAAUCUCCAGGAUAUACAAUGUGGAGUUAAUUGUAAGAGAUCGAGCUCGAUUCCAUCACUUUAAAGAUGGAGUUUGUUCUUGUAUGGAUUAUUGGUGA
Messenger RNA from Sphenostylis stenocarpa, 1722 nucleotides. Lineage: Eukaryota; Viridiplantae; Streptophyta; Magnoliopsida; Fabales; Fabaceae. The record is from the annotation of a GenBank genome assembly.